AUGCAAAGCCAGCUUGAUAGCAUUCUGGAAGAGGAGGAUGCUGAGGUGUUGCGGAGUGCAUUCGAUUCAACCAAGGUUUUCACCAAGACGUGGGGAGGAAAAACCUACGAGAAAGUGUUUGAAGGAUCACUCUUAGUUGACAAAUUGACAGAAAAAUCACCAGAAAGGUUUCCAACUCGAGAAAAAGCGACAGAGCUUCUUCAGAGCGUCCUCAAAGAAGGAAUCAUUAAAAGCAUUGGCAGAUCUCGACUUUACGAGGACGGUUCACAGUUAUUUUAUUGGGGUGAAACUUCACAGACGCCGAGCAACAUGGCGACUACUGCUAAUUUAAGAACACAGCGCCUCACCAAAACGCCCCAAGAUGAAGCGAAGCCCGCAUGGGUAACACCUAAUUUGAAAAAAACGGGAAAUCGACCAGGAACGUUGCCGUCCAGACGAAUGGAAAUUAACACAGCUUCACGCGUGGCGAAAAAUGCAACUUCUGAAGGGGCAAAUGAGGAGAAGAAGGUGAAUGCCACAAAAUCGCUCUCCAGAGGAUUAGCUGCCCUCCUUGAAAGGGAUCAAGCGUUUAGCUCCCAAAAUGUUGAGGAUGAUAGGUGGGAAGACGAGAAAGAAAAGAAAGCAGACAACAGUGAAAAUGCUAAUUCAGGAAACGGUGAAAAAAACAACAGCAAUGAUCAACAUAAACUAGAAAAUUUUAAACUGCAAACCAAACAUUCUUCCCUUCCGCGCACCAUUUACAAGGCUCCACAAGUUCAACAGGUUCAAACUGGUUUGGUAACCAUGCAUAGGGCUCCACAAGUUCAAAAAAUUCAAACCGGUUCUGUGAAUGAUGACAUAGAAUCCACUGAGCACCAAAAUGGUGGGAUUAUCCCCAUCAAAAGAGCCGUCCAAGAAGAAAAAGCUCAAGAAGUGAAAGCCGCCACACAGAUGUUCGUGGCUAAAGCUCCAAUAAUUGUUCAGGGAAGGAAGAAUGCACACAUGUCCCAUCAAGAGACAACAACUGAUGACAAAACUAAGACCGAGAAAGUUGAUGUAACUACCCCAUCCAUAAAGACAUCGCCUUUUAUAACUCCAAAAGGUGCUGGAGAAACUGCUACCUCAAGGGUCCGAAAAAUCUCGCCCAUCAAAAUGGUAAAUGGCUUCCAUGAUGAGGAAAAAAUUGAGAGUCUUCCAACCAAGCAGUUGCCUUCUACAGGAACUGAUUCUCAAGCACCAAAAGAAAAAGAAACUGUUGACUUUCUGAGGAAAGAAAUUGAGCGAAUCAAAGCUGAGCACCAACUGGAGAUAUCAAAAUACCAAGAGAAAAUAAACGAAAUGAAGCAAGAAUUUGAACAAGCGAAAGACAUGACGCCUUCUGAGGGUGCAAUGGAAAGUGAGGCUUCCUCUGACCUGUCCAGGUCCAGCUCAAUGUCCAGUAUAUCCGCCCCCGCCCCACCUCCGCCACCACCUCCACCCCCAGCCCCUGGGUCUGCAAGUCCUCCCCCACCACCUCCCCCUGUUCCUGGCGCUUUUCCACCCCCUCCACCUCCUCCAAUAGGACCUGGAGGCCAUAGGCUAACAGGGGGGGUCAAGCCAAAGAAAGCUGUCGUCAAACCUGACGUGGAAAUGAAACCGCUGUUUUGGACAAGGAUUUUGAUAUCAGAUGAACAAGACGCUGGUGACGUGAACAAUAAUAAAUCCAAGAAAAAUAUUUGGAAACAUGUAAAAGAGAUGGACUUCAAUAGAAAAGAAUUCCAAAAGUUAUUUGGGCGUAAAGUCAGCAAGAUAUCCAAAGGUGAUCCACGACGGAUCUCUCUCAAAGACGACAGCCAUUUUGCACACUCUAAAGGACAGCAAGCCGCCAAGCUACUUGAUAAUGGCCGAUCACAGACGAUUGGUAUCAUCAUGAGCAGCCUGAGCUGUCAGUUGGAGGACAUUAAAGAAGCAGUGUACAAAAUGGACACCUCUGUCAUCGACAUGGAUGGACUAAAAGCGUUGUAUGACAUUCGCCCCAAGGCUGAAGAAAUCGAGCUGAUCACAAAAUAUCAGCAAGAGAAUCCAAACAUUCCCCUCGACAAACCAGAGGAAUUCUUGUUUCAAAUACAUAAGAUGGACCACUUUGCAGAGCGCCUCGAAUGCUGGUUGUACAGGAAUAAAUUUACAGAGACCUUAACUGCCAUUGAUAGAAGAUUAUCCGCAAUUUGCGAGGCCAGUAGUUCACUACGUACAAAUGAAGACAUCUCAUUCGUUCUGUCCUUAAUCCUGACUCUGGGAAACUUCAUGAAUGGCGGAACGAACAGAGGACAGGCAGAUGGAUUCCAAUUGAGUGUGCUGAACAAAAUCAAAGAUGUCAAAACACAGGACAAUGGAACAAAUCUUAUGAAAUACAUCGCUCAACUUUAUUGCGACAAGAAACACGGCGGCGAGACAGGGGAUUAUACUCUACCAGACCCCUACGCCAUCCUCGCUGCUGCUCAGGUUUCGUUUAAGGAUAUCAAAUCAGAACUUGCAGAAGCUAAGAUAUCUCUAGCAACCUGUAAAGCCAAAUCUGAGAUGGUACUUGGAGGUGGCAAUAAUGUGCACCGCGAGCCGUUUGAAAGUUUUGUCAAAGAAUAUCUUCACACCGGCGAAAAAGAACUUGAACGUAUACAAAACAAGCUUCAAGCCACAUUGGAAGAUUUCAAGGAAGUUGUUGAUUAUUUUCAGUACACCGGAGAAGGAGAAGAGGUUACUCCGCCUCUAUUUUUCGGUAUCUGGGGGAACUUCUUGGAGAUUUUCAAGAAUUUUUGGAAGGCUGAGCAGAUCAAUCUUUCGAAAAGGUCCUUCUGUAAUGCAGAACAUCUUAAACAGAUUAGAGCAACGGCAUCCAAGUUCAAGAAACGUCGCACCAGCGACUCGAAAGAUCCUAAGCGCAAAAUAUCAACUCCAUAAGAAAUUAUCUCCAACCAGCGCACUUUUAUACACUGCAGACAUAGAUAAUUGAUAUGCAGAUAAAGACGAAGUAUUUAUCGGCAGAUUUCAGAUGAACAUUAUCCGAGAUGCAUAAAGCCUCUGUUUUAAAUCGAGGCUAAGCGCAAAGCUUUACUAUAUCUUUUAUCACGCUUUCGUAACAAACGGGGGGUCAAAUACACCUUUGGCCGCAACCCCCCCCCCAUUCAAGCCACACCCUUACGUCAGGUAAGGUUUCAAGUACAUAUUACUGUGACUUUUAUCAGGAGAAACACUCAGGUUAUUAUCAAAUGACAGUUUCUUAUAUGUAAAUAAUAUUCAUGCGUACCAUACAUAUACCAUGAUAGUGAAGUUGUAUAAUCGUUCGAACACUAGUUCAAUCACCCUGACAGCACGAGACCUCCGUAUUAGUUUUUUGGAGGCUUCGUAAGACCAAUUUUCUUUUUAGUGUCGAAACUAUUCUGUGAUUGCACUGGUUUUGCUCAUGUUUUUUAGACUUCAUAACUGGACUAGAAAAAUCAAAGAUUCAAAACUGAAAACCAAUAGUGACCUGGUCAUUUGCGUUUUCCUGCGUUUUAGGCCGUUAGAAACUUUUCCUUUAAUUUCUCAAAAGCUGGCUAAGAAAAGUUUGGUGCCAGCUCUACACAACUUUAAUCGAUAUGCGUUUUAAUGCGAAAGCAUUCUGCGUAUCCCAGCUCUGCAACUUUAGCUAAGCGGAGGCUAAUGUAAAUACAUGAAUGAGUUUCGCAUUUUUAUAUUAAUUUAUUGAUAGUGUUGUAGAAACAACAUAAAAAAAGACUCAAUACUUAUAGGUAGAAUAGCAUAUUUAAAAUCUUCAUGAGCAAAAUGAUUCAUUUAGCCAUUUUCAAAGUUAAAGCAAAAUUCAGCAUCUUGAUCGAUUGAGAGACCUGAAAACAGGCCUCGGUUUUGUCUUUGCUCAGUACAAAUUUCAAAAUAGCUACAGCUCAUACUUACAAGAGAAACGGUUAUAUAUGAGAUGAAUGAGCGUUAAAUCGUUUGUCUCACGAUUGAAGGGUCAGGCUAAUCAAUCAUAUAUUGAUCGUGACGUUUCGACUGCUGUGCUGUUUGUCUUCGUCAAUCGACGAGGUCGAAAGUUCACGUGUCGCUAAUUGUAAACCUUGGUCUAUUGUUAUUGGUAUGUGAUGGUGCGCUGUCACUGAGACGAACGAUUAAACGUUCAUUUACCUAUAAAAACCCCGACGAACGACAAAAUUUUGUGUAACAGUAAUACAUAAGUUAUUGCGUGGAGUGUUUUAAUGCAGAAAUUAUAGCAACUUACAGAGCUGAA
Pocillopora damicornis (cauliflower coral) is the source of this 4240-nucleotide messenger RNA. RefSeq lists its product as uncharacterized. Gene Ontology annotation, cellular component: cytoskeleton; cytoplasm. Gene Ontology annotation, molecular function: actin filament binding. Gene Ontology annotation, biological process: cortical actin cytoskeleton organization; intracellular signal transduction. The record is from RefSeq and is a predicted model, not a curated record. Lineage: Eukaryota; Metazoa; Cnidaria; Anthozoa; Scleractinia; Pocilloporidae.